Acanthosepion pharaonis is the source of this 615-nucleotide messenger RNA. NCBI's taxonomy places the organism in Eukaryota, Metazoa, Mollusca, Cephalopoda, Sepiida, Sepiidae. The record is from the annotation of a GenBank genome assembly.
AUGGUCCCAAAGGCCGAUGCUCACAGCUGGCGUCCGUGCGGGGAUUACAGGCUACUAAACGCCCAAACCAUCCCGGAUAAAUAUCCAAUCCCCCACAUUAAAGAUUUUGCCCUAUCACUAGAAGGCACCACAGUUUUCACCAAGCUGGACCUACGGAAGGCAUUUUACCAAAUUCCUAUCGAGAAGGCAGAUAUUCCAAAGACAGCAGUAACAACUCUCUUUGGCUUAUAUGAAUUUAUCAGAAUGCCAUUCGGUUUGCGCAACGCAGCUCAGUCGUUUCAAAGUCUUUUUCUUACAGGUCAAACGUCUCACCUAGACUCCACUAAGGUUUUCCUCCUUCUUCUUGUCUGUCAAACUCUUUGUGGAGAAAUUGCUUUUUUCUCUUUUGGUGAAAACGCUAUGAAAUGUCAUCUCUCUUUCUCUCUCUCUCUCUCUCUCUCUCUCUCUCUCUCUCUCUCUCUCUCUCACACACACACGCACACACGUACGAGCAGAACAAGUGUUAAACUAAAAAAAACUACAUUUUUAGUACCAAAUACUACUUCUCGAUUUUCAAGCAAAGACAAUUUUUUCACUCAACAAGUUUCUUUGAAAGCCUUAAGCAAAACAAUUUAG